UGGAGUAAUGUAUAAUGCUCUACGCGUUUUGUGUCUUGCUUGCAUGUGUUUAUAUAUUUUAUACGUGGAUGUUUGUUCAUAUGGAUGUUCAUGGAUGUUGAGACACAUGUGUAAGUUUCCCUUUUUUUUGUGUAUGGCCUACCGUUUACUUUUAAGUGCAUUGUUGUGGGUUUAUACAAGGGUAUGUGUUCCUAUGGGUUAGCUGACCUGUGUUUAUAAUUCUUCUCUUUACAAUACGUUUGGUGCUGGAGUGUGUGUUCUUAUGAUUUGCUAACAUAGGCCUGUACAAUAUGUGUUUAUAGAUUUUCUCUUAUAAUACAUUUGGUGCUGGAGUGUGUCUUAAUGAUCUUGGAUGACGUGGGCCUGUACAAUAUGUGUUUACGCAUCUUCUCUUUAUAAUACAUUUGGUACUGGAGUGUGUGUUCUUAUGAUUUAACUCUUUACAAGGUAUAGGCAUAUUUAGUGCGCGUUUUUAUGAUUUAAUGCACUUGAUGUUGGGGGAGGCUGCUCGUGUAUUGUUCACAGAACGAUGUGCGUGGACAGAUCGGGCUUGCUGACUGCGAAGUGCGGGUGGACUUUUGAGCGGACGGACUUGUAUUUCGUAAGGAAGCAAAAACGCUUCCUUACAAUGCGUUUAGUCAGAUGAGGGCGUCACAGAAGAUUCUUGGUCAAUGGUACGAGGUAGAACAUUCAUUCUAUCUACCCGAAAUUGCUUCGGGCUGCACCACUUUGGAAUUUCAGCCUUUAAACCGACAAGAAUUAUCCAGUUUUAAUAAUUUUAAGUUAGAAGUGGCCAUAAAAACAAUUAAUAGAUUAACUGGAAAUCCGUCAGUAAAUCUGGGCUACGCUACACCAGAGAAUUUCAAAUCUUCCAUAAUGGAUUUUAAGUUUCACACUCGUUUUCCUGAAGUUAUAGCCCGUCUUUUGCCUGGCUCUGGCAAAUAUCAAAUCUUAUAUACGGAUUAUGAUAAUUUUGCAAUUUUAUGGUCUUGCGGUAGUUUGGGCUCUCUAGGUUACGUCGAUCAGAUUUGGAUUUUUGGUCGAGAACGUGAUUUUCCUUUCGAAAUACGUUCUAAAAUUUAUGAUGCCCUCAAGCAACUAGGAUUAGGACCAGAUCGUUUAGUAUUAACCAAGAAUAAGGAUUGUCCAAAAAAGUUAUAAUGUCCCUACUCCGAUGUUUUCGUUUAAAUAUAAAAAACCUAUCUACCAUUUUUGUCACACGUACACACCUUUGAAAAUAUAUAUAUAAAAUCUGCGCAGCAAUUUGAGACUCUGGUUUAUAAAGUCAAUAUUGCUUGCAUGAAGACCGUCUAGCAAAAUAAAUCGUGUAUAUAAGAAUUUAAUAUUUAAGAUUCUGUGAUAUAUGGAAACUUUUUCUUUUAAUUGGCAAAAACAUAUAAAUUAUAUUUUAUUGAAAAUAUUUAAAGUUUAAGAAGAUAUUUAAAAGCUGCUGAAGAUUACAAACUCCUCUCAUACACUGUAAAGGUUAAAGAAUAUGCGUUCAAAUUUUCGUACAUUUAUCUGCUAUAGUUUAGGAAGAAAGAACAAAAAAUCUAUUUUCCAUUCCGUUUGAAAGACAGAGAGGUUCUCGGUUUACGUGUCGCUGUGGGCGUGUUCUUCGACCGAUCCGGUCCAUUUUCAGUACUAAGCUGUGUGCAAGAAUUUCCUAUUUUUUGUCAAAUUUGAAAGCGAUAGCUUCAUUUUGGCAAAUGAAUGGACAAAAUUGGAACGUAUAUUCUAUACGUGAUGCCUUAGCAUUUGUGCAUAAAAAUUAAAAAAAUUGACCAGGCCUACUCAAUAUUAUAGUGUAUCAAAAGUGAAUUAUGUU
Molecule: messenger RNA, 1828 nt
Organism: Glossina fuscipes
Lineage: Eukaryota; Metazoa; Arthropoda; Insecta; Diptera; Glossinidae
Product: apolipoprotein D
Exons: 4
Coding region: 643-1161 (172 amino acids)
Source: RefSeq, a predicted model, not a curated record